ACUAACCAUAUUGACCUCCGGAUAGCGGUUUUGUGUGAAGCAGAGAUUUUCUAUUAAGCGGAAACCAUGGCGGUUAUUCCAACGGUCACCGUGACAUCAACCGGCGCACGUUUACUAUCUCUCCCGCGCACGUUAUCCACCGCCGCUAUAACUGCUUCUUCUUCUCUGUCCUCGCUCUGCUACUUGAAUCAGGGCUAUUAUCCUCUGCAACGCCGGAGAAUUCUGCCGGCGAGGAAGCUAGCGAUACGAGCUGCAAGAACAGAGUCCAAAGGCGUCUCUCUUGGUUUCAGAGCUCCCAAUUUUGAGCUUACGGAGCCGCUCACUGGAAAAGUUUGGAAGCUUGAUGAUUUUGAGCCAUAUCCUGCAUUGCUGGUUAUGUUCAUCUGCAACCAUUGUCCAUUUGUCAUACAUUUGAAGAAGGAUAUUGUUAAACUUUCAAAUUUCUACAUGAAGAAAGGGCUUGCGGUGGUAGCAAUAUCUUCAAACUCUGUAGUUACACAUCCACAGGAUGGACCUGAAUUCAUGGUAGAAGACGCUAAGCUCUUCAAAUAUCCUUUCCCUUAUCUUUAUGAUGAGUCACAAGAAGUUGCAAAAGACUUUGGGGCUGUUUGUACACCAGAAUUUUUCCUGUUCAAAAAGGAUGGCAGAAGGCCCUUUGAGCUAGUGUAUCAUGGCCAAUUUGAUGAUUCAAGGCCAAGUAACAAUGUGCCUAUCACAGGAAGAGACUUGAGCCUAGCAAUAGAUUGCGUGCUUAGUGGCCAGCCAGUUUCAUCCAAUCAAAAACCCAGCAUUGGAUGCAGCAUAAAAUGGCAUCCAGGGGCAAAGCAGUAAGCACCAUCUCCACUGUCUAUAAGUUUUCAGCAACACAUUUAAGUGCGUCAGAUUAUCCAUGCAGCGGCUGAUGAGCAUUGAAGUGCUGGCACAUUUGUGUUACUUUUUCCAUGCCUCUUCUAGCAUUGCGAGUUGAGCUUCGAGCUCAAAGAUUUAAUAAGGAGAACUGAUCAAUAUAUGCCAAUGAUCACACUCAUGUAUAUAUUGUUUCCUCGGUACUUCCUAGCAAAGCCCCUUUUUCUUACAUUGCAUAAGCUGUCCUUACUUUGGUAAAGGUUGAAAUACUGAUCUAUAAGAUGUAAUGCUGGAUUCUGGCAUAUGUUCCGUAAAGGAGCCAAAAAUAGAAGAACUUGUUACCAAAUUGAGUAAUAUGCUACCACAUGCUAGUAGCUGAUUGCCUAAAAUAUGAGCAAAUUACUAACUUUGGUCCUCUUGUUACUGUAAUCUGGAGUUAUGUUCCUCCAAGAGUUUUGUAAAUCGUUUUAUGUAUUUCAUUGCUUCACAAAUUUCACUUUC
Messenger RNA from Nicotiana tabacum (common tobacco), 1347 nucleotides. RefSeq lists its product as uncharacterized. Gene Ontology annotation, molecular function: oxidoreductase activity; antioxidant activity. The record is from RefSeq and is a predicted model, not a curated record. NCBI's taxonomy places the organism in Eukaryota, Viridiplantae, Streptophyta, Magnoliopsida, Solanales, Solanaceae.